ACGAAGACCAAGGAUCGCUCGCACAGUAUCAUUUUGUAUCCGGGUGGGGGGACGAGUUGCCCAUUCCGUCGAUCAGCUCAUUCACCUUGACUAAACUUUCCUUUUCUUCUAGGCCCCAAGGCAAGCCUUCAGCAAACAGGUACCUACCGGUAGGUAGGUGCCCGCAUGUACAGUAUAUGCAGGGUAUCAAUGGCCAUCAAUCAGGCGUUUCGUUUCCACCCGAUGUACCCACUGUCUCAUCCUAAAUGGGCCUGUAUCUACCGGGACACGACUUCACGGCCUCCAAACGGAUGCCAGAAACAUCCUGCCGACUCGCUAGUCCCAUACCUGGGCAUAGAACUCUACUGGUUCCCGUCAGGACGGUCCCGGCCCCGGGCCACUCGACCGCCUAUUACCCUUCUGAGCUUGUCAUUACGCUUCCGCUACUCAACAGGGAAGGGAGACCUCUUCCUCGACUUACUUCCUCAAUCAUCGCCUCAUAAAAUGUCUGACAGGAUUCGUAUCGCGCCCUAUGCUUCCAGCGUCGGGGGCUGCAAGCUCCUGCUUGACCAAUCACGCUGUUCGCAAUUCCGUCUGACACCACGAAAAGAUGGCAGACUGCAUCCAAGGCGCGCACUGCAGGGAGUUUUGAUCACAACCAGGGGCAAGUGCCCCGAUCAGUCCCUCCGCCCAUUUUUUAGGCUUCGCCCACCCGGGGGAACGUGUUGUGCCGACCGUGUCCCCGCGGUACGACACUAGCUGCUUACUAUGCUGCUUAAUAUGGCAUCAAGGCAUACGGCAGCUCCUCUUUUGCGUGGCUGUGCUCGCCAAGAUGUAUCGACGGAGGCAUGCUGAUAACUAGCCUGCUCUAGA
This is a messenger RNA of Colletotrichum navitas, 852 nucleotides long. RefSeq lists its product as uncharacterized. The transcript has a single exon. NCBI's taxonomy places the organism in Eukaryota, Fungi, Ascomycota, Sordariomycetes, Glomerellales, Glomerellaceae. The coding region runs from base 166 to 738 and encodes 190 amino acids. The record is from RefSeq and is a predicted model, not a curated record.